AACAGAUCAAAUCUGGAUCCCUGGAAUCAAUAUACAGAUGCACAGAUCUGGGAAGCACUGGAGAAAACACACAUUAAGGACAUGGUAAGCCAGCUGCCUAAUUCACUGCAUUCAGAGGUGACGGAGAACGGAGAGAACUUCUCAGUGGGAGAGAGACAGCUGCUGUGUGUGGCCAGAGCUCUUCUCAGACACAGCAAGAUCCUGCUGUUAGACGAGGCAACAGCUGCGAUUGACACAGAGACAGACCGCCUCAUACAGGACACCAUUCGCACCUCGUUCAGUGGCUGCAGCACUCUCGUGAUCGCGCAUCGCCUCAACACUGUGCUGAACUGUGACAGGAUCAUGGUCCUGGACCAGGAGCAGAUUUUGGAGUUUGACACCCCUUCAAACCUGCUGGCUGAUGAAAACUCACGUUUUCGUGCCAUGAUGUUGGCAGCUGAAGAAACGCUUAGUCACCCCUAAGAAGUCAGCAGCCACUGAAGACAUCCAGAGAGACACAGAGACACAUCCAGAGAGAGCAGAGCUCCUCCAGCCUGCUGAGAAGACUGAAAUCCUUGAAGCUGCUCAAACUGAGAUUGUCCGUUUGUUUGGUGUAGUUUAAGACGAUGAUCAUGUUGUUAUUAGCACACAGAGAGAUUCUGAGUUUAUAUAGUGUAUGAUGUCCGACGGGAACGUUUAUGUUGAUGGCACUUUAUUUGUGUUACGUGGCUGAAGAAUCCUGCCUUCCGCAGAAGCAUCAGGACUCCUGGAGUCAGUCUGAACAAGUGUUGACUGAGUGUGUUUCUCAUACGAGACGUCCUUCUACCUGGGUUUGGUGGAAGUAAAUUUUGCACACUGAUAAUGUAUUUGUUUUCCUGUCUUUAAGCAUUUAUUUGCUGUGUAAAAGUAUGCAAGGUAUGCAUCGACCAUAAGGUAUCCUAUUGAUUUGCCUUAUUUGUAUCUGAGGUUUUCAGGCAUAUAUGAAUCCAACCAAAGAUGACGUUCAGAUCAGUCACACAUAUCAAACAUUCCAGAAAUCAGCACAAAAUGUUUAUUUUUAUAUCUGCUUGUGCUUUUGUUGUUACUCAUACUGUGUAAGUUUUGUGCCUCUGCUGUUAUAUAUUUGGCAGAUAUCUGUCAAAAGCAUUGUGCAAAUAGUGUUUUAGUGACAAAAUGUGCAAUGUGAAUUCUUGCAAUAAUUCAACGUUCUUAUUUGUACUAUUUCUGUGUAAUAUGCUGUUCUGAUUUUU
Sinocyclocheilus anshuiensis is the source of this 1229-nucleotide messenger RNA. RefSeq names its product multidrug resistance-associated protein 5-like. NCBI's taxonomy places the organism in Eukaryota, Metazoa, Chordata, Actinopteri, Cypriniformes, Cyprinidae. Gene Ontology annotation, cellular component: membrane. The record is from RefSeq and is a predicted model, not a curated record. Gene Ontology annotation, biological process: transmembrane transport. The transcript is spliced from 4 exons. Gene Ontology annotation, molecular function: ATP binding; ATPase-coupled transmembrane transporter activity; ATP hydrolysis activity. The coding region runs from base 82 to 462 and encodes 126 amino acids.